AUGCUGAGCUCACUCCAACAUACACCGACUCAGACACCGAAGGCUGACCCAUCCGCUGUCACCUCUCCAUACAGGAAUAAACCGCGGUACUCAUGCGCCAAAUGCAGCGCCACUCUUGCGCUGCAAGAUGAGCUAUUCAGCAAAGCAUUUUCAGGGCGCGAAGGCCGGGCACUUUUGAUGCACAAUCUGGUUAAUGUUCAGGUGGGCAAAUCUGAGGAUCGCACCCUUCUAACUGGACUCCAUACAGUGGCCGAUAUUUAUUGUCUCGGUUGCGGAGUAACCCUAGGCUGGACUUAUUUACGUGCUCACGAGCCUAGCCAGCGCUAUAAAGAAGGAAAGUUGUCUUAUAUUGUGGAGACUCAGCGCGUCAUCAAAGAAAACAAUUGGAUCCUGGGCUCCUAG
This is a messenger RNA of Cantharellus anzutake, 402 nucleotides long. RefSeq names its product yippee-domain-containing protein. The transcript is spliced from 4 exons. NCBI's taxonomy places the organism in Eukaryota, Fungi, Basidiomycota, Agaricomycetes, Cantharellales, Hydnaceae. Bases 1 to 402 code for a protein of 133 amino acids. The record is from RefSeq and is a predicted model, not a curated record.